Molecule: messenger RNA, 873 nt
Organism: Hevea brasiliensis (rubber tree)
Lineage: Eukaryota; Viridiplantae; Streptophyta; Magnoliopsida; Malpighiales; Euphorbiaceae
Product: G-type lectin S-receptor-like serine/threonine-protein kinase SD1-1
Exons: 4
Coding region: 1-759 (252 amino acids)
Biological process (GO): protein phosphorylation
Molecular function (GO): ATP binding; protein serine/threonine kinase activity
Source: RefSeq, a predicted model, not a curated record
AUGAAUUCAUGCUCAACAAAAGCUUGGAUUCCUUUCUUUUUGAGUGAUUUUCACAAAUUGUUAGAUGAAACAAGGAGCAAAUUUCUAGGUUGGAAUAUACGCUUUCAUGUGAUUGGUGGAAUUGCACGCGGGCUUCUUUAUCUUCAUCAAAAUUCCAAAUUGAGAAUUAUCCAUAGAGAUUUAAAAGCAAGCAAUAUUUUGCUAGAUAGUGAUAUGAAUCCAAAAACUUCAGACUUUGGUUUGACUAGAACAUUUGGACAAGAUCAAAGUGCAGCAAAUACAGAAAGAGUGGUUGGAACAUACGGUUACAUGUCACCUGAAUAUAUAGUUGACGGUCUCUUCUCAGUGAAAUCCAAUGUUUUUAGCUUUGGUCUUUUAGGGCUACAAAUAAUUUGUAGAAAGAGGAGCCAAAAAUUUUGCCAUUCGGGCCAUGGCCUCAACCUCCUUGCACAUGCAUGGAGAUUAUGGAUGGAAGAAAGGGCUAUAGAACUACUUGAUCCAUUGUUAAGAAACUCUUGUUCUGUACCUCAAGUGCUUCGGUGCAUACAUGUGGGUCUUUUAUGUGUUCAACGAUUACCUUUAGAGACACCAGACAUGUCAGCUGUGUUUGUAAUGUUGGGAAGUGAGAGUCCGCUACCUCAGCCGAUGCCCCCUGGUUUUUAUAUUGAAAGAAAUCCAUUUGACGCCGAAUUAUCCUCAAGCAAGGUAGGCACGUGGUCAAGAAAUGAAAUCACAACAACUUUGUUAGAGCUAAGAUAGAGCUUGACGUCAUUUUUUUUUUCACUUAUUUCCCACUCUCUUCCUUUUAAAUGCCUUCCUUUCUUUUAUGUAUUUCCAACCAGACACUUCCAUUGCAAUUGCCAAAAUUAAGCU